This is a messenger RNA of Homalodisca vitripennis (glassy-winged sharpshooter), 1769 nucleotides long. It is a transcript of the gene Gint3, whose product is annotated as UBX domain-containing protein 6. Gene Ontology annotation, cellular component: cytoplasm. Lineage: Eukaryota; Metazoa; Arthropoda; Insecta; Hemiptera; Cicadellidae. The transcript is spliced from 8 exons. Bases 235 to 1572 code for a protein of 445 amino acids. Gene Ontology annotation, molecular function: protein binding. The record is from RefSeq and is a predicted model, not a curated record.
AGCAUCAUUACUUCCUUAUGACGAAUUCCAAAUUGAACUCUUAAAAUUAUUUUGUGCAAUUUUAUUAACUAAUACUUGUUUAGUGGCUAUUGCAUGGAAAUUGUAUGGCAAAUACAUCUGUCAGCGCUUUAUGAAGCCAGCAACACCAAAAGUUAUUGAAGAACUCAAGAAAAGUGUAUCACGUCUAAAACUGCCAAAACAACACAGUCCUAGGAUUUAGUGAAAAAAUCCCAAAUGGCGGAUAAAAUAAAGAAAUUUUUUGAGAAGAAGAAGGUGGAGGCCAAGUUUAAAAUGGCAGGGCCAGGUCAUAAACUGACAGAGUCAAAGAAACCAACCACAGGAGGCUCAGGGAAAUCGGGGGCAGGUGGAGGGGCUCCGUCACGAGCCAAUCCAUCAGUAGAGGCAAGGCAGGCUGGUGCCGCUGCAUUGGCAAGGUUGGGUGGGGAGAAACGGGACACCCCUGCAUUCAACACGUCUUUAGCUGCGAUACAAGCACAAGUGAAGAGAGAGUUGGAAGCAGAGAAGAAGGCAGCUAUGGAACGAGAGGAGAGGGAGAAGUCAGGCACUCCCCCCUCCGAGCCUCCUCCUCCCUCCGAGCCUGAGGAUAUGUCACCCCUACUGGCAGUGCGGGGGGUUUACUUCAAAUGUCCCCUUGUAGGUCCUGAAAUUCUUUCCAAAGAUGAGUGGAAGGGAAAGAUAAAGGAGUUUCUGUACGAACAGUUGGCAGAUGAGAAAGGGCUGACUGCAUGUCUAAUAAUUCACUCGUGUAACAAAAAUAAAGAUAAGGUAGAGCAGUGUAUAGAAACGCUUAGCAAAUAUUUAGAAAAUAUAAUAAAAAAUCCAGAUGAGGAGAAAUACAGAAAAAUUCGGCUGUCCAAUAGAAUAUUCCAAGAAAAAGUAGCAGGACUAGAAGGUGUGAUGGAGUUUCUAGAAGCAGCUGGUUUUAGACAAGAAACACUUCCAUUCCAAGAGCGUGAAGAGCCUUUUCUAGUCUUUGAUGUGUCUGUCUUACAAGAUUUAGAAAAUCUUCAGGUGCUGAUGGACGCACUACACAGUGCUGAGCCAAUCGGACUGGAACUGGAUCGUAAUGUUCAGGUGCUGCUGCCCACUCAGGCAGCCCAGAAAACAGAGCUGCCACCUGCGUUCUUCACCAUGACGCCUGACGAGGUCAAACGGGAGCAACAACUCAGAACUGAAAGAGUAGAAAGUAGUUUGGUACUAAGGACGAAAGCAAUGAGAGAAAAAGAGGAACAAAGAGAAAUGAAAAAAUACAGAUUUGCUUUGAUUAGAGUACGUUUUCCUGACGGAAUUCUUUUGCAGGGUACAUUCGGGGUGUACGAGAAACUGAGUGAAGUGUUUACAUUCGUACAAGAGCACAUUGUGUUUUCGGAGGGAGAGUUUGUGUUGACAACCGGGACCGGACACCGGUUGACAGAAGCAGACAUGAAUAAAACACUUCUGGAGCUACAUCUGGUUCCUGCUUCAAUCCUGUUGUUUGUGUGGGCAGGGGAGACACCAUCUGAAGACUACUACCUCAAGCCAGAAGUCAUGCUUCAGCUCCAGUCACUAUAAUUUAUUAUUUUCGCAUAAAGCUUCACAUUGUCAGUCAUACUUGGUGAUUAAAGCCUAUUGGCGUUUAUACUUACACACUUCACCAACGUCUCAGUGGAUGAGUCAUCGCUGUUAUAUAUUUUUCUAUUCUACAAUUCUUACACGUUAUUUUAUUGUUUAAAAUGGAUUGUAAUAUAUACGUUGUUGAUGAAAGUAAA